Messenger RNA from Stegodyphus dumicola, 2617 nucleotides. RefSeq lists its product as uncharacterized. Gene Ontology annotation, molecular function: calcium ion binding. NCBI's taxonomy places the organism in Eukaryota, Metazoa, Arthropoda, Arachnida, Araneae, Eresidae. The record is from RefSeq and is a predicted model, not a curated record. Gene Ontology annotation, cellular component: myosin II complex.
AGAUUUAUCAUAUGCAAAACAAGACAGCUGUUUACUUUGUCUUGAGUAGUUCCCCGCUAUUUGAAGUGUACCCGUAUUUAGUGCUACUUUCGUUAUAGCGGCUGAUGAUUUAUGUAUUUUUGUGAAUGAAAAUGUCGUCAUCUCGCAAAUCUUCCGUUGGAGGGGGUAAAAAGAAAAGUAGUAAUAAAAUAGAACUAACAGAUGAACAAAAGAAGGACAUCGAGGAUGCAUUUUAUAUAUUUGAUGAGGGCAGAACUGGCUUCAUUGAAGCAAGAAAUCUGAAGGUAGCAUUAAGAGCUUUAGGAUUUGAACCAAGGAAAGAUGAAAUUAAAAAAAUGAUUUCAGAAGUUGACAAGGAAAACACAGGCAAAAUAGCAUUUUCAGAUUUUUUGAAGAUCAUGACUGAUAAAAUCAGUGACAAAGAUACAAAUAAAGAGAUUAUGAAAGCAUUUCAGCUUUUUGAUGAUGAUAAUACCGGUAAAAUAUCUUUUGCUAAUUUGAAACGUGUUGCAUUGGAAUUGGGAGAAAGUCUCACAGAUGAAGAAUUACAGGAAAUGAUUGAUGAAGCUGACAGAGAUGGUGAUGGUGAAGUUAAUCAAGAAGAAUUUCUUCGAAUAAUGAAGAAAACUUGUCUGUACUGAUAUCCGAGCUGCACUACAUACAGUUAUUAAUGGUUUUACGAUAUUUGUUCAUGUCAACAUCUGCUGUAAUUUUUGUACACUUCAUACAUGUUAUUCUUAUAUCAUUGUACUAUAUAUGUAGUCCCUUUUCUGCAUAUCAGUAUAUUAUGAGGUUGUUUGUAUUUUUAUUCCAAGUUUACUUUGUACAAAUUUACUUUUUUUAUUGAAAAUAAAUUUUCUCUUGCAUGUUAUCUUGUUUACAAUACGUGUAAAGUUUGAAAAUUCGAACCAAAUAACAAGUAAUUUUCAAAUUGAAUUUAAUUGACAGUACUGCACACAUUGUAUUAAUCUUUCUUAAAAAAUGAUGUAAACAACAAUCAGUCAUUAAAUCUCUCUUUAAAUACAUAUUUUUUUUUUAUGUAAGGGAGAGCUUUGAUACCCUUGCCAUUUAUUACAGCUUCAUCAUCAUAGAAACAAUGAUUUAUUUUAUAUAGAUAGUCUGAAGAAUGUGAAUAACUACUGUACUGAUAUUUAUAAAUAAUAAGGAAUCUGCAGAAUGGAAGCAAUUGUUCUAAUGGACAGUACUUUGUUUGUAAUUUUAUUUUCAUUUAGAAAACUAUGGUUACAUACAUCUAUCACAGUUUGAAAAUUAUUUUAAAGGUGCUGCAGAGUUGACAAUAAAUUCUGGUGUUUUUUUCCCCCUUUCUUAAAUGAAAGGGAAAAAAUGUCAGGAUGAUUUUAAAUUAAAUUUUUUAUAUAGAAGAAGUGAGUCUCAUGUUUCAGAUAAACUAGUUAUAAAAAUGUUAAAUAAAUUAAAAUGUUAAGUUUCAAUAAAAGUUCCAAAAAUAAUGAGUUUGAAAAUCUGUGUAGAGGUAAUACAGUCAUGUUUAAAAUUUUUAAAGUAUAAUAUUAUGUCUUAAGUAUUUUGGUUCAAUCUUUUUAGACAUGUUGUUAUUGCAACAAAAGUAGCAGAGAGCAUUAAAAUAGAUUUAGGAAUAGAAAUCAUCUUUAAUUAUUCAAAUACUAAGUAAAAUAUUAUUAAGAUUUUACAGUAAAGUAUUUAUACCUCAAAUGAUUUCUUCUACUUGAACAACUCUAGUAUUUGUUUUCUGAUUAGGUAAAAAAUGUUAGGGAAAAUUACUGCCAGAGGCAGGCUAUUUUUAAAGUAUAUUUCAAUACCUGGCUGACUUGUGUGCAUCAAUCAUGUAGUGCAGUGUAAAGAUAACAUGCGACUGUUUGCUGCAAUAUUAAAAAAGUUUUGAAUAGCAGUGGAAGGUAAUUCUAUAUGAUAAAGUGAUAUUUUUUAGGGUUAUUUAUAAUGCAAAUAUUUAUAGAUAAUUUUCGUAAUAACUAGUUUGCUAAUAUUGUACCUUCAAUUAGCCUUUAAUUUGCUGUAAUUAAGUUUUAUUUGCUUUUAACAUUCUGUAAUUAAAUACUGCCUUUAUGUAAUGAUUGCUUCUAAAUAUCAUCUUUUUACAUUGAUAUUAUGUUUGAGAUUGAGUGGGAUAUUUCUUUAGGAGCUUCCAAUGGGAUAAUUGAAUAAAUGCAUUUCCAGAAGUAAAGUUUUAGACUACUUUUGCAAUAUUAUUAAGAGUUCCAUAGAUAAAAGUGUAUAUAUUAUUAUCAUAGUGUGAAUUUGAAUAUAUAUUAUUGUCAUUAUAAUAAUUUAAAAUUCUUGUUUAAAACAUUCUUAGAAAGGCUAAUAAAAUGCUCUUUUUUUUAAAGAGCAGAAUUAAUAUUACUUUAAAGAGUUAUGAAAGCAGUAAUCUGCCUCUGCCAAUAAUCUUCCUAACAUCUUUUGCUUUAUCAGGAAAUGAAUAGUGGAAAAUGUAUAAAAGGAAUAAGGAUGCAUACAAAUUCUUUUUUUCCUUUUAAAUCUAUUGUCCUAGAAUUGACACUUGUAUCUGCUAAAAAUGAUUUGGAUAGAAACCAUUGUGUAAUUUGCGCAAAUUUAUUAACUUGUAAAAUUACGCAAAAUAAAUCUUUAAACAUUAAAA